AUGUUGUCUCCUAUAGCGCUGCGUCGCAAAGCAUCUCCGCGGAAGCUUAACAAUCGGCUUGCGGUCGGCUAUGCCACAUGGGAUUUAGACUCGGCAGUAGGGACCGUAGAGUUUACUGAUAAAGCAGACGUGCGCUCUCGUUUUGUCUUUAUUAGCCUUAAAAGAGUAAAAGGUCCCGCGUUUCUGUUUCUCAGCUCUUUUCUUUGGAUCGUUAAUAGUCGCCCCAGUCCUUUUGUUUCGACAUUCAGUAAUCGUCCCAUGAUGGCGACUCAACGUACUGCGGAAUUGAGGCGCAUGCUGGCCCUCUCCUAUCCAUGGGUCAAGAAACCCUUCGUUGUUGGUGCACCCAUGCGCAUCCUGGCCGGCCCUCAAUUGGCUGUCGCCGUGUCUGCGGCCGGCGGCCUUGGGUUCAUGGGACCACAAGCCAAACCAGAUGGAGUGCUCGCCGAUCUCGACAAGGCAAGAGAACUGAUAGAGGCGUCGAAUCUGCGCCACCCCCUGCUCCCCAUUGGCGUGGGCUUUCAGGUAUGGAAUGGAGACUUGAAGGUUGCAACAAGCGCUGUUGAGAAGCAUAAACCAUGUGCUGUUUGGCUGUUUGCGCCCAAGAAUGGCCAGGCAGAGUUGGAUGAAUGGACCGUUUCUCUUCGAAAAGUUUCUCCUGAUACAAAGAUUUGGAUCCAGGUCGGCACGCUGAGUGACGCCAUUGCGGCUAUCAACAGCUCAGCGCCUCCAGACGUUCUCGUCGUUCAAGGCUCCGAAGCAGGCGGACAUGGAAUGGCAAAGGAGAGCACAGGAACCAUUGUUCUCUUUCCAGAAGUCGCCGAUGCCGUCAACGCUAGGAAAGAUCUCGGAAUACCUGUAGUUGCGGCGGGAGGCAUCAUCGACGGUCGAGGUGCAGCAGCCGCAUUUUCGCUAGGAGCCGCUGCCGUCGCCAUGGGCACUCGUUUCCUUGCUUCUUCAGAAGCACGCAUCGCAAAGGGAUACCAAGAUGAAGUUGUUCGAGCGUCUGAUGGCGCCAAAAACACUCUUCGCACCCACUUAUACAACCACCUGCGGGGCACUUUUGGCUGGCCUGAUAUAUUUGCCCCUCGAACUCUCAUCAACCGCAGCUGGAUUGACCACGAAGCUGGUGUUCCAUUUGAGAAGCUUCAAGUGCUACAUGACGAGGCUGCCAAGAGUGGCGACGCCGGAUGGGGCCCAGAGGGAAGGCUGGCAACGUAUGUUGGUGCAGGUGUAGGUCUUGUAAGAGACGUGAAAGACGCGAGUGCUAUUGUCGAAGAGGUAAGAAAUGAGUCGAGGGAUAUUCUCAAGGCUUUGAGCGAUGAUCAUUCAGAAUAAAGAUGUAGUUUAAUUUACAAAAAAAAAGUCUUAAACUUGAGACUUACAACCAGUAGGCGGAUAGAUAAACGAAAAGAUUCAGCAUUAUUACCCCUC
This is a messenger RNA of Trichoderma atroviride IMI 206040, 1434 nucleotides long. The record is from RefSeq and is a predicted model, not a curated record. Lineage: Eukaryota; Fungi; Ascomycota; Sordariomycetes; Hypocreales; Hypocreaceae.